Molecule: messenger RNA, 3622 nt
Organism: Melopsittacus undulatus (budgerigar)
Lineage: Eukaryota; Metazoa; Chordata; Aves; Psittaciformes; Psittaculidae
Gene: LARGE2
Product: LARGE xylosyl- and glucuronyltransferase 2
Biological process (GO): protein O-linked glycosylation via mannose
Cellular component (GO): Golgi apparatus
Molecular function (GO): glucuronosyltransferase activity; xylosyltransferase activity
Source: RefSeq, a predicted model, not a curated record
GCCCGUGUCCCACUGGCACACCAUGUUUCGCUCCUGGCGCAUGAAGCUGAAGGUGCUGCUCGCCACGGUGACUCUGGCCGUCCUCCUCUGCUGGCUCUACCUCUUCAUGGGCAGCCUCGAGGCGCCGGAUUUCCUGCUGCUGCCUCCCUGCUGAGCGAGCAGCCCAGCGGACAUGGAGCGGGAGGCGCUGGCAUCGCGGGUGCGCCGGGUGGAGGAGGAGAACCAGCAGCUCCGCCUGCAGCUCAGCCAGGCCCAGGCGGAGGGCAGUGAUGGCAGCCCACAGUGGGGAGCCUCUGCCGAGGAUGGGGACCCCCCUGGGGCUGACAGGAGCAACCGAACAGCCUGCCCCAAGCAGCGGACGGUGCACAAGUGUGAGCUCCUGCACAUCGCGAUCGUUGCGCCAGGGCACAAUGCGAGCCGGUAUGUGGUCACCCUGGUGAAUCCAUCCUCUUUCCACAGGAAGAACCCUCUCCACUUUCACUUCAUCACGGACUCGGUGCUCACCGCAAUCCUCCAGAUCUUCCAUUCCUGGAUGGUGCCCUGUCAUGUCAGCUUCUACAACGCCGAUGACUUGAAGCCGGAGGUGUCCCUGGAUCCCCAACAAGCACUACUCGGCAUCUACGGGCUGAUGAAGCUGACGCUUCCAAGCACUGCCCUCCACCUCUCCAAGGUCAUCGUCUUGGACACCGACAUCACCUUCGCCACUGACAUUGCUGAGCUCUGGGCUGUCUUUGGGAAGUUUUCUGACAAGCAGGUCAUUGGGCUGGUGGAGAACCAAAGUGACUGGUACUUGGGCAACCUGUGGAAAAACCACAGACCGUGGCCAGCUCUGGGCCGUGGCUUCAACACGGGCGUGAUCCUGCUCCUGCUUGACCGCCUGCGUCGCCUGGGCUGGGAGCAGAUAUGGCGGCUGACUGCAGAGCGGGAGCUCAUGAGCAUGCUCUCCACAUCACUGGCUGACCAGGACAUCUUCAAUGCGGUGAUCAAGCAGGACCCGUCCCUGGUGUACCGGCUGCCCUGCUUCUGGAACGUGCAGCUCUCUGAUCACACCCGCUCGGAGCAGUGCUACACUGAGCUCUCGGACCUCAAGGUGAUCCACUGGAACUCACCCAAGAAGCUGCGGGUGAAGAACAAGCACGUGGAGUUCUUCCGCACCUACCUGACCUUCCUGGUGUACGAUGGAACCUGCUGCGCAGGGCUCUUCUUCGGCUGUGCCAGCCUGCCCAGUGCACCCAGCCACCAGCUGCAGCAGGCGCUGGAGGAGCUGGAUGAGGAUGAUCCCUGCUAUGAAUUUCCUCAGCAGUACCUCACGCAGCACCGCGUCCACCUCUUCUUCCUGCAGUAUGAUUUCAUGGCCCUUCUCAACCCCAACGAUGUCACCCUCGUGGCACAGCUCUCCAUGGACAGGUUACAGAUGCUGGAGGCCAUCUGCAAGCACUGGGCCGGCCCCAUCAGCCUGGCGCUGUACAUGUCGGACGCGGAGGCUCAGCAGUUCCUGCGCUAUGCCCAGGCCUCAGAGGUGCUGAGCGCCCGCCGCAACGUCGCCUACCACAUCGUGUACAAGGAGGGGCAGUUCUACCCCAUCAACCUCCUGCGCAACGUGGCCUUGGCCAACACGCAGACGCCAUAAAAAGUCUUCCUCACCGACAUCGACUUCCUGCCUAUGUAUGGCCUCUACGAAUACCUCAGGAACUCCAUCCAGCAGCUGGAGCUGCCCCAGAGGAAGGCAGCUCUCAUCGUGCCGGCGUUUGAGACCCUGCACUACCGCCUGUCCUUCCCCAAAUCCAAAGCAGAGCUGCUCUCCAUGCUGGACAUGGGCUCCCUCUACACCUUCAGGUACCACGUGUGGCCCAAAGGCCAUGCCCCGACGGACUAUGCCAAGUGGCGGACGGCCACGGUGCCGUACCGCGUGGCGUGGCAGCCGGACUUCGAGCCUUACGUUGUAGUGAGGCGAGACUGCCCCAAGUACGACCAGAGGUUCGUGGGCUUCGGCUGGAACAAGGUGUCACACAUCAUGGAGCUGGACGCGCAGGAGUAUGAGCUGCUGGUCCUGCCCAACGCCUUCAUGAUCCACAUGCCCCACGCCCCCAGCUUCGACAUCUCCAAGUUCCGGCUGAGCGCAGGGUACCGGAGCUGCCUCCAGACGCUGCGGGAGGAGUUCCACCAGGACCUGUCACGGCGCUAUGGGGCUGCCGCGCUCAAAUACCUCACUGCGGAGCGGAGCCUGUGAUGCCUGGGGACAGGGGGCAUGGGGUGACAGCAGCAUGAUGGAGAUGGGAAGCACCAGGAUUCCCUCUGCCCUGGCUCACCACAGGAACCAAGCCACUGCGCAGCCUCUUCGGGGGUGCCUGUAGAUGAGAUGGAAGAUGCCAGCUGUGGGAACAGGCAGUGCCUGCAGGUCAUGCAGUGUAUCCAAGGGGUUUGGAGCAGCAGAAGGAAUCUCCCAUGCCAGGGACCAGGGGAGCAAUGGGUGUCCUCCCUUGGCUGUUGUAGCAGAUGUGGAUUCCCAGCCUUCCUUAGCUCACGUCACCUUGAGGCCUGGGAGCUUUACCUAACCCUGCACUGCCUUUGGAUUGUGGUUCCAGGUCCCAGUCCCCUCCAGGUCCUCCACCCCUCCAGGGCUUUGAUAAGGGGGAGACAAGGUUGUAGAGCAUCAUUUUGCAUCCUUUGUGGAGCAGGCUCAGAGGUGAGGUGCUGGCACAGGGUGCCCAGAGAAGCUGUGGCUGCCCCAUCCCUGGCAGUGCUCAAGGCCAGGUUAGACACAGGGGCUUGGAGCAACCUCGUCUAGUGGAAGGUGUCCCUGCCCAUGGCAGGGGUUGGAACUGGAUGAGCUUUAAGGUCCCUUCCAACCCAAAUCAUUGUAGGAUUGUGAAGCCUCCCAAAUCCCUGGGAGGUGGGGCCAGGGAGAACCAGGAAUUGUGGUGACUGGGUUCAAGCCCGGAUCGAGGCUGGCUGGUUAACAGGGCAAAAUAGCAUUAUUCCUAUCUGUAUGCAUGCAGACAGCGGGGCUGGCCCAGCACUGAUGGUGCAGGAGUCACACAGAGCAGGAUGAGCUCUCUGCUGUCCCAGCAGUGGAAGCAGCCGUGCUGGGAAUGCCAGUGCCCCAUAGGGCAGGGCUAUGAACCAACCUCAUGGGCCAGCUCACACUGGAGACAUCCACAGCAGGGCCUUUCCUGCUCCUCCCCAGCUCUGGGCAGCGCAGACGUUGCCGUCGACAAUCAGGGAUGUGGCUGACACUGGACACGACCGUGGCGGAUCCCGGUGCUGGGGGCACUGCUCCCCUCUGUCCCACACUGGAGCACAGAGGAUGCGUCGCUUUCCUCACGCUAUUUAAAUUAUUCAGUACUUUCCUCCUCAGAAUUAACUGACUCCGGGUGCCCGGGGGUGGGUUGGAUCCUUUCUUCCUCCCGAUGAUUCUGCCCUGGAGGCUCUCCAGGCCCGAUGCUGCUGCAGUCUCUGCUCUUCUCUCCUUAGCGUUGCUCUGGGCUGCAGGAGCCAGCUCUGUGCGGGGUGAGGGUUUCCGUCCGCAGUGGGAGCCACGGCUGUGGGAAGGGCACAAGCGUCUCUUGCUCAGUCUCUUUUUAAUUUAAUUUUUAAAUUAAAGCUUUUUUAUUCUUUUUCA